Callithrix jacchus (white-tufted-ear marmoset) is the source of this 3017-nucleotide messenger RNA. NCBI's taxonomy places the organism in Eukaryota, Metazoa, Chordata, Mammalia, Primates, Cebidae. The record is from RefSeq and is a predicted model, not a curated record.
GGGGGCCUUUAGCAUCUUCUGUGAAUUCAAAGUGGAGACCCCUUCCCCUCUCAUAAAGUACCCCCUCCCUGCCUGCCCCCCCACCAAGGCUGACGCAGUUAAAGGCUGCAGAGACCUCUCAGGGAAAAGACCCAGUUCUCUUCCCCGAUCCUCUGGUUUUCCAUAUCUUGAGCUUAGAUUCCUUCGAUGCUGGACCCCAUCUUCUCCAGCUACCCUCUUGGAGGGAGAUUCAGGAACAAACACAAAGAGAGAUGAUGGAUUCACACAAACAGGAACCUGUGCCCAGUCUAGAAGCCCCUAAACGCAGCAGGGUAUGAAGAGCACAGCUCACCCCCAGUAGAGGGGGCAGUGUGUGAUCGAGUUGCCCCAGAGCUGAUGGGUUUUCUUCUGGGAAAGUCGAGCCACUGAUGGAAGCGAGAAGCCACUGCUGGUUAUAGAGAGAAAGCACCGGUGGAGGCGCGGGCGCUGUCCAGCGUGCUGAAGCCGGAGCGAGCGAGCCGCCCGGAGCCGCGCCGACCCAGCUGAGCCCAGCCCAGGGGACGCCAGACCUCGACCGUCGCUCCUACCCCGGCCACCACUCGGAGCCGAGGCGGACGCGUCCCGAUCUUCCCCAGUCCCCAUCCCGCCCCGACCCUCCUCUCCACCUCCCGCUUCGUGACACCAGCUGUCUCUGGCAGCCUCUUGGUCAUGAAAGCCCUCAGAUUGCCGGUUUCCGCCCUCUUCUACCUUCUGCUAAUCAAGGGGUUAGGGGCAGCACCCUCUGGUCGCCCUGAGGCGCAGCCUCCUCCCCUCAGCUCUGAGCAUAAAGAGCCGGUGGCCGGGGACCCAGUGCCCGGGCCAAAGGAUGGCAGCGCCCCAGAGGUCCGAGCCGCUCGGAAUUCCGAGCUGCAGGACGAGGGAGAGCUUUUCCAGGGCGUGGAUCCCCGGGCGCUGGCCGCGGUGCUGCUGCAGGCACUCGACCGCCCCGCCUCGCCCCCAGCAUCGAGCGGCUCCCAGCAGGAGCCGGCGGAAGAAGCAGCUGAAGCUCUGCUGACCGAGACCGUGCGCAGCCAGACCCACAGCCUCCCGGCGCCAGAGAGUCCGGCGCCCGCGGCUCCGCCUCGCCCUCAGACUCCGGAGAAUGGGCCCGAAGCGAGCGAUCCCUCCGAGGAGCUCGAGGCGCUAGCGUCCCUGCUCCAGGAACUGCGAGAUUUUAGUCCAAGUAGCGCCAAGCGCCAGCAGGAGACGGCGGCAGCAGAGACGGAAACCCGCACGCACACGCUGACCCGAGUGAAUCUGGAGAGCCCGGGGCCAGAACGCGUGUGGCGCGCUUCCUGGGGAGAGUUCCAGGCGCGCGUCCCGGAGCGCGCACCCCUGCCACCCCCGGCCCCCUCGCAAUUCCAGGCGCCUGUGCCGAAGAGCGGGCCCCUUCCCGAAACCCACAAGUUCGGGGAAGGAGUGUCCUCCCCCAAAACACACCUAGACGAGGCAUUGGCACCCCUGUCCAAGGCGUACCAAGGCCUGGCCGCCCCGUUCCCCAAGGCGCGCCGGCCGGAGAGCGCACUCCUGGGUGGCUCCGAGGCGGGCGAGCGCCUUCUCCAGCAAGGGCUGGCGCAGGUGGAGGCCGGGCGGCGGCAGGCGGAGGCCACGCGGCAGGCCGCGGCGCAGGAAGAGCGGCUGGCCGACCUUGCCUCGGACCUGCUGCUCCAGUAUUUGCUGCAGGGCGGGGCCCGGCAGCGCGGCCUGGGGGGUCGGGGGCUGCAGGAGGCGGCGAAGGAGAGAGAGAGCGCAAGGGAGGAGGAGGAGGCGGAGCAGGAGAGACCCGACGAGGAGGAGAGGGUGGGGGAAGAGGAUGAGGAGGCGGCGGAGGCGGAGGCAGAGGCGGAGGAGGCGGAGAGGGCGCGGCAGAACGCGCUCCUGUUCGCGGAGGAGGAGGACGGGGAAGCCGGAGCCGAGGACAAGCGCUCCCAGGAAGAGACGCCGGGCCACCGGCAGAAGGAGGCCAAGGGGGCAGAGGAGGGCGGGGAGGAGGAGGAUGACGACGAGGAGAUGGACCCUCAGACGAUCGACAGCCUUAUUGAGCUGUCCACCAAACUCCACCUGCCAGCGGACGACGUGGUCAGCAUCAUCGAGGAGGUGGAGGAGAAACGGAAGCGGAAGAAGAACGCCCCUCCCGAGCCCGUGCCGCCGCCCCGGGUCGCCCCCGCUCCCACCCACGUCCGCUCCCCGCAGCCCCCGCCCCCCGCCCCCGCCCCGGCUCGGGAAGAACUGCCGGACUGGAACGAGGUGCUCCCGCCCUGGGAUCGGGAGGAGGACGAGGUGUACCCGCCAGGGCCGUACCACCCUUUCCCCAAUUACAUCCGGCCGCGGACACUGCAGCCGCCCUCGGCCUCGCGCCGCCGCCACUACCACCACGCCUUGCCGCCUUCGCGCCACUAUCCCGACCGGGAGGCCCAGGCUCGGCGCGCUCAGGAGGAGGCGGAGGCGGAGGAGCGCCGGCUGCAGGAGCAGGAGGAGCUGGAGAAUUACAUCGAGCACGUGCUGCUCCGGCGCCCGUGACCCGCCCCGGCCCCGCCCCCGCGCGCCCCCGCCGCGCGCGCCACCGCCCCCCUCCGUGUCGCCCGUUCCCCCUCGGUGUUUGCAUGCGCCCCGGCCCCGCCCCUCGGCCCCGCCCCGUUCCCAGGCUGCUCCGGGACCUGCCAGACCCCCUUCCCGGGUCCAGAGCCCGAACUCCCCGAGCUCACUCGCGGGUGACCCGGGACCAGCCCAGGAGGACCGCUGGUUUGUGCCAGUUCCCUCCCUGCGGGGGACUCCGACCCCACCAAGUCCCCCUGGGGACGUCCCCAUCCGAAACCGGAAAAAGCGGUUCCAAUUAAUUGUGUGAAGUGUGUCUGUCUCCAGCCCUUCGGGCCUCCCACGAACCCCUCCAACCUCUCCAAGUCGCUGUGAAUUGACCCCUUCUUUCCUUUCUCUGUUGUAAAUACCCCUCACGGAGGAAAUAGUUUUGCUAAGAAAUAAAAGUGACUAUUUUAUUAGGA